AUCUUUGGAUUGUUUGCCACCAAUUGGUGGACUUUAGUAUUCAUUACAAUUUGGACCAAAAGUUUAAUUCCCUUUCAAUGAAUUGUUUUUUUUACCUAAUGAUCAACAAAAUGAUUAUGCAUGUAUGAUGAGAAGAAAUAAUAAUAACAUUAUUCUUCCUAGACUUGUUUUUUACAGGUAAGACUUUUCAUGUCUUUGAUCUUCGCCAAGUUGGUGUAACAAUGUUUUUUUUUUUUUACAGAUGGUGUAACAGUGUUUUAAUAGCACUCACUGACCAGCUAUCAGAGAUCCGAUCGAUGAUCGGCGACCUAGAGUUUAGCAUGUUUGAGGCGUCACCAAUGUGGUGAGAGUUUUUUGUCAUAAAAAAAAGUAGUAGUUUUGGAGUUAACCAGGCAAGUCGGCCGAGUAUGAGCCGAGGCUGAACCGGGCAUUAUUGACCCAGUUGGUUAGUGGUAUCACUAUCGAUCUGGUCCAACCCACUGUCCGACCCGGCUCUAGUUUUAUAACCGUAACUCCGUAAGUAGUCCGUUGAGAAUUGAGAAAGGACAUAACCUAAGGACGGCGGGCGACGAGAGAGAAAUCGUGCAUCUAGUGAAGGGUUUAAGGGCGGCGGCGAGGGGUUUAUACUUUUUACUCCGCCAAAGGUGCCGCCACAGCCUAGGUUCCAGUAAAGCAGCUCUCCGGCGAGCGAAAGAAGAAGAAAGAAGGAAGGGAGAAGCAGAAAUUCUCUUCUAAUGGCGACGCCUUCCCAUGCUGUGGCUGUGAAGUCUCUCAACCAGUCCGCUGGUCGCGGCCGGUUUGUGUUCAAGUCCUUUUCCCAGAAAAUAGAAGGACUUGAAGUUAAUGUCUUCAGAAGCCUUGAUAGAAUCAAGCAGGAGCCUUCCUAUGGGACUUUCUUCAACGACUGCCUGAAGGAAUGGAGGGAAUUGAACACUGCUGAAGACUUCAUUACUCUUUAUGACGAAAUGUCGCCCUUAGUACAGAGUUCGAAAUCCUUGGCAUUGCAUAAGGAAUUUAUUGUCUCGGCGCUGCUAUCCAGACUACAGAUGCAAGCACGCCUAUCUCUUGAGCCGAUUCUCAGGUUGACUGCAGCUCUAUCUAGAGAUCUCCUGGAAGACUUCAUUGUCUAUUUGCCAAGGGUUGUUCGUUCGUUGGUCUCCCUACUUGAAAGUGGUGCUGACCAGGAUCCGGACAUUCUCGAGCAGAUUUUCACAACGUGGUCAUACAUUCUAAUGUACCUCCAGGGGUGGCUUACAAUGGACAUUGUGGGGAUACUAAAGGUGUCACAAAGAUUGAGAUACUACCCAAAGGAAUAUGUAAGAAGGUUUAUGGCAGAGGCUACUUCCUUCUUGCUGAGAAAUGCUCCUCACAAGCAGUUGGAACAAGGAGUCAAGGAGGUCAUAGGUGAGGCUGUAGACGACCCAUCACUUGCACGGAAUGAUGGUGUUAGUGCUCUACUUUAUUAUUCUACCAAAGUAACGUCAUCCAGUCUUCACUCAAAAGCUGAGCGCAUAUUGCAACUGUUAAUUGGUGAUCUUCUGAAGAAUCAUAACCAAGAUUCAGUUGUUGAUGUUGUAAGUAGUACGAUCCAGAGAUUGUGCAAAGACCAAGAGAUCAAGGAGUUAAACUUUCUGUGGGAUUGCCUGUAUAACAACAUGGAUUGUUGUGUAAGAGAUAUGUCCUUGGUGCAUCUUAGUCGAAUUCUGGCACUGCUGGUAUCAAUGGUACAGAUAAACAAGGGUCGACAUGUUCCUGAUUACCAGCCAAUGCUAAAAUGUGUUGGAUCAGUUGUUGAUAAAUUUAUCAAGCCUUUCGGUGCUGGGAAAGAAGAGAAUGAUUUAUCAGGGAUUGUCGAUAAUCUUCUGCAGUUAAUGCUAUGUAUUCUUGAUGGACUGAAAUCUUUGAAUGAUGAAUGCAAGUAUGCUUACUGUUCCUUGCAAUGGGGUCCUGUUUUCAACCUUAAAACCAAGAGCUGUUUGGAAUUUAUCAGCGGACUGAUGGAGAAGGAUUUGCGUAUAGUACAAGUAUUUCAAGUUGGCAUCUUAAGAGCCAUGAAUAACUUGAUAGAGCUCUACCAGGUAGAUCUUGUUCAUCUACUUUUGUGCCUCUGUGAGCGACUCCAAAAUGAGUCUCCUGGUUCAACAUUGUUUGAUGGAACUUCUGGCCCUGCACUUUGCAAAAUUCACGACUUUCUUGUGCGGACCAUAAAGGGCUGUGUUGCUGAAGUGAAUGGUGCUGUUUGUGGUCAGUCAUGUACGGUUGAUACGGACAAAUUGCCAUUGGUAUGGGGAGCCAUGUGCUGCUAUCCUCAUGUCAGUGGUAUUCGAGCUGAUGCGAACUUGAUAAUGCAGUUGAUGGAUUCACUAAAAGCCCUACUGAUGAAUGAAACUGAAAAUAUUGCAGGUGCUGAUAGACAAACUUGGCAAAGCCUUGUUGGUGCUGCCCUAAGUUGUUACAUCAUGCUCAGUGAGAAACCUGGGCCUGAGAAAACCAGCUAUGUUCUGGAAACUGCUAGAGCACACAAGGCAUCACCACAAGUGUUAGCUGCGUGUGCUGAUUGUCUGGAUGUGAUCCUCCGGGAUGGAGCCGAAGCAGAAACCUCUACUAAAAUCUUAAAUACAGAGUUUGUGGAUAAUUUGUCCAACCCAGACAAGAAUGUCCGUCUCUCAACUCUGAAAAUUCUGUGUCACUGUGAAGUAGAAGGUCAACCGGAUUCGUCCAAUGACCAACCUCCUGCGAAGAAAAUGAAAAUUGAAGCCGCCCAGAGUUUUCAUGUUGAUAAAUCUCCCAGUAAUGCACUCCAGCUUCUUCGCACGAUCGAAGAAACUCCUCUCUCAUCACAUACCAGUAGGAAAGUUGUCUUACUGAUCUCUGCUAUACAGACAGAUCUUGUUGCUGAGAGGAUAUCUAAAACUUAUCUGCCGGUCGUUUUGAGUGGAAUGAUCGGCAUCCUUCACAAUGGUUUUAGUCAUCUCUGGAAUCCAGCAUCUGAAUGCCUUGCAGUUUUAAUUAACAAAAACGUAGAGCUUCUGUGGGACCAGUUUUUAUACUACUUCCAACAUUUUCAAACUCUGUUUCUGAAGUCUCAGUCUCAGCAAGACGGAGUGACUGCUUUAUCAGCUGAAUCGUCAAGUGAUUUGUCACAGCGUUUUCAUUCAUUUGUCACAUCUGCCUCUGAACGUACCCUUGGUUCAUCGGUCCUUCCAUUAUUGCUCCAGUCCAUAAAAAGAAUUCCUUGCAUCGUUGAAGCCCGCUCUCGAUCUAUUGUACCUCUAUUCUUGAAUUUCUUGGGUUACAAUGAUGAUGAUCUCAAAAGUGUAGGAUCAUUCAACCCAGAUGCUUGCAGACGCAAAGAGUGGAAAGGGAUCCUCAAAGAGUGGUUGAACUUAAUGAAACUUAUGAAGAACCCUAAGGCCUUGUACAGGACUCAAUUUGUGAAAGACAUUCUAUGCAUUAGGCUGAUGGAUGACAACGAUGUCAAUGUACAAAUGGAUGUUCUUGAUUGCCUCUUAACAUGGAAGGAUGAGUUUCUUGUCCCAUAUCAGGAUCAUCUAAGAAAUUUAAUUAGUCCAAAAACUUUAAGAGAAGAACUGACAACCUGGAGCAUAUCUAGAGAAUCUUGCCCCAUUGAUGAACUUCACAGACCGAAUCUUGUGCCUCUCAUUAUUGUUCUUCUGAUGCCAAAAGUGACAAAUCUGAGGAGUCUUGCAUCUCGGAAGCAUGCAAGUCUACGUCUCCGGAAGGAAGUUCUUCGCUUCAUGGCACAACUUGACAUCAAUGAAAUAUCUCUUUUCUAUGCAUCAUUAGUAAAACGGUUGGACAUCUUACCUAGAGGAGUUGAUGAUGCUGCAAUUUUAUGCUGGACUGCACCGGAGAAUUCGAUGCAUCAAUUUGAACCUUCAAACUUCCUGAAGUACUUUACGAAUGAAAAUAUUUUGGGCCUCUCCUGGGACAAGAGAUAUGGUUUUGUGCAUGUGAUUGAAGCUAUUCUUGAAGAAUUUGAUGAAUUGCAUAUCAGACCUUUCCUCAAUCUGUUAAUGGGUUGUGUUGCUCGGCUACUGGUGAGCUGUUCAUUAUGUCUUGGAGCUCCAAAGGGAGCAGGUGAAACUGAUCAAAGUGAGGAAGAAGAAGCUGCAGUGGAUGAAACACCGGUGGUCUCUAUGACGAAGGAGUUCAAGCACUUGAGGUCUUUGUGCUUGAAAAUUGUCUCCGGCGUUCUGAAUAAGUACUACGACCAUGACUUUGGGUGUGAAUUCUGGGAUAUGUUCUUUUCAUCUGUAAAACCCUUAAUUAGCAGUUUUAAGCAUCAAGGUUCUAGUAGUGAGAAGCCAAGCUCACUCUUCUCUUGUUUUGUGGCUAUGAGUAAAAGUCACAAUUUGGUGUCAUUACUGUGUCGAGAAAACAGUCUUGUCCCUAGUAUCUUUUCAAUUCUGAGUGUUAGAACAGCUUCAGAGGCCAUUGUGUCCCAUGUUCUCGCGUUCAUCGAGAACCUGUUGAUUCUCGAUCAAGAGUAUGUUGAUGAAGACGAUGCUAUAAAGAGAGUUCUUCUUCCGAAUCUUAAAGAACUGAUCAGCAGUUUGCAUUCUCUGUUGAAGGGCGAUGAGAUGACAAAAAGGAAAUGGACCACAUCCGCAGUGGAGGUAGUGGUUGGGAUUUUGAAAUCGUUGUCAAAAUAUGUGAAUGAUUUCCCAACUGCACAACAAUUUUUAACCAUCUCGCUUCAACUUUUGGCUGCACGAGUCAAGGAUUCUGAUGCUUGUAUCAAGUGUUUGCAAAUUGUGCGGGAGACUAUACAGACUGUGCCAUUAUUGGGAAAUCAGAGCACCCGAGAAAUUCUCAACUGUGUCUCACCUCUUUUUAUAUCCGCGAAGCUGGAUGUCCGGGUGUCUGUUUGUGAUCUUCUUGGUGCUCUUGCUAAAACUGAUCCUUCUCUGCUCUUUCUGGCAGAACUGCUGCUUAAAUUGAAUUCCACAAUAGAUGUGGACGAUCUUGAUUAUGACAAUAUUGUUCGGGGUUAUGAGACGAUCGGGGUUGAGUUCUUCUACGGUGUCAAAGAAUAUCACGCAAUCAUUGUUCUGUCACAGUGUGUUGGUCAUAUGUCCUCCGACGAAUUGAUUGUAAGGCAUAGUGCCUAUAGAGCAAUGCGGUCAUUUGUUGAAUUCUCUGCACAGUUUCUUGGUGAAUUAAAGGACAAAGGUGAGGCUGAGGAAGCAGUCGUAUCUGAUGAAGAGGGUUCGUGGACAAGUAAAAGCAUCCGGCGGAUGAUAAACAAAUUCAUUCUGAACCAGAUAGGAAAGGCUAUGAAGGCAGGAAGUACAGUUAGAAAGGAAUGGAUUGAGUUGCUGCGAGAUAUGGUCUUGAAGCUUCCAGAGGUUUCAAAUCUUGGGUCGUUCAGAGCUCUGUGUUCUGAAGAUGCUGACCAGGACUUCUUUAAGAAUAUUAUCCAUUUGCAGAAGCAUAUGAGGGCCAAGGCGCUCACAAGGUUCAAGAGUAAAAUCAGUGGAAGUAGCAUGUCAGAGGGCAUUAUAAACAAAGUGUUUAUGCCACUCUUUUUCAACAUGAUGCUUGAUGUCCAAGUUGGGAAAGGAGAGCAUAUGAAAGGUGUAUAUGCAGAUGCUCUCGCCUCUAUUUCAGCCCAUGUGGGAUGGAAAUCAUACUAUUCACUUUUAUUGAGGUGUUUCCAAGAAAUGGAUAAGAAGCUGGACAAGCAGAAGAUCUUGCUGAGGCUAGCUUGUUCUGUAUUGGAUAACUUCCACUUUUCACAUGCCAGUUCCACUCGAGGAGUAGAAGAGUAUGCACUUGAAGAGGCUGAGAUACAGGAGUGUCUUCAAAAGGUUGUUCUUCCGAGGAUACAGAAGUUACUUGGUUCAGAUUCUGACAAAGUCAAUGUCACAAUUAGUGUGGUUUCACUUAAAGUUCUAAAGUUGCUUCCUGGGGAUAGAUUGGAUGCACAACUUCCUAGUAUUAUCCAUCGCAUUGCAAAUCAUCUGAAGAGUCAUAUGGUGAGCAUCCGUGAUGAAGCAAGGGUCGCGUUGGCUGCCUGUUUAAAAGAGCUUGGCCCUGAAUACUUGCAGCUUAUUGUGAAGGUUCUCCAAGGCACAUUAAAACGAGGAUAUGAGCUCCAUGUGUUGGGCUAUACUCUCCAUUUUCUUUUGUCAAAGCUCCUAUCAACUCCCGAAAGUGACAAUUCGGACAAUAGUAACGAGGAUGUGAGUAGGAGUGGCAAUGCCACCCCACUCCAUGCUACUGGCAGGGCAGGUAAUACCAGCCCAGAACUGGUCAGGCCAGGUCAGGUGGAGCUGGUUAGAAAACUGAAAUCGCCAUCCCCAAAUGUGAAAUUGGAUUACUGUAUAGAGGAUUUACUUCAAGUAGUGGAGAAAGAUAUUCUGGGGGAUGUUGCUGAAGAGAAGGAAGUCGAUAAGAUUGCUUCGAAGAUGAAGGAAACCAGGAAGAGGAUGUCAUUUGAUACCUUGAAAUUAAUUGCGGAGAAUAUUUCAUUCAAAAGCAUUGCAUUUUCCUCAAAAGAAAAUGGCAUUUCCUCAAAACUUCUUUUGCCUGUAACAGCUCACAUGCAGGAGCAUCUAACGCCGAAAAAGAAAACAAAGCUGGAGAGCAUGCUGAAUCAAAUAGCUGCUGGAAUCGAGAAGAACCCUUUUGUUGAUCCAACUGAUCUCUUUACUUUCAUAUAUAUCCUUAUUGAAAGAGGUAUUAAUGAAGAAAGUGCAGGGGAGGGGACUUUUAUUGGAGGGUCUAAGCCACACUUGAACAGAGAAGUGCAGCGUGGAAAAAGAGUUUCUGCUACUCCAUUUGUCAAGACAAGGCCGGCAUGCUCACAUCUUAUUACAGUGUUUGCUCUUGACUUAUUCUACAAACGCAUGAAGAGCCAUAAGUCUGAUGAGAGUGAUGAAGACCACAUGAAGGUUCUUCCGAAAUCGGGCAAGUGUGGUGAAGAGCUCUUGUCAAAGUUGGAUCCGUUUGUGAAGUUGCUAGGUAGUUGCCUGAGUACAAAGUAUGAAGAUAUUUUGUCUGCAUCCCUUAGAUGUCUUACCAAACUGGUUAGGCUCCCCCUGCCAUCGCUUACUUCUCAGGCUGAUAAAAUAAAGGUCACUUCAUUAGAUAUUGCUGAGAGUUCUAUAAAUGCUAACAGCCCUCUAAUGGAGUCGUGUCUAAGAUUGUUGGUGGCCCUCCUCCAGAGCACCAGGGUUACUCUUUCCUCUGAUCAACUGCAUAUGCUUAUUCAGUUCCCACUGUUUCUGGAUCUUGAAAGGAAUCCUUCACAUGUUGCGCUCUCACUUCUGUUAGCAAUAGUGAGACGGAAGUUGGUGGUUCCUGAAAUAUAUGAUCUCAUACUACGAGUAGCAGAACUCAUGGUGACUAGUCAAGUCGAAUCUGUUCAAAAGAAAUGCAGUCAGAUUCUUCUGCAAUUUUUGCGUGAAUACAAACUUACAGAUAAAUACUUGGACCAGCAGCUAAAAUUUCUGCAAAAAAAUUUGAGUUAUGUGUAUCCAUCUGGAAGAAAAGCAGUACUUGGAAUGCUUCACACCAUUAUUGUGAAAUUGCCGCAGAGAUUUCUUGAUGAGCAUGCAGGUUCCUUGUUUCUCCAUUUGGGGCUGUGUUUGGCCAAUGACGAAGACAGUGAAGUCCGUUCCUUGGCGGCUACUGCCAUAAAACUUCUAGUCCGACAUACAAAGCGAAACAGUUUUAGGUCCUUUUUUGACAUUAGUCUGUCUUGGUACAAGGAUGAGCGGUCACGAGUUCGAAGUCCUGGUGCUCAGGUGCUCGGAUUAAUUGUAGAGGGUGCAAAGGAAGUCUCCCAGAAACAUAUUGACAUUAUUUUGCCAGACAUUGAAAAGAUUUUACGGUCUGCUUCAGAAGCUGUCAUUGAAGCACCAGAUCAUUCUGAUGAAUCUAUUCCUUAUUGGAAAGAGGCUUAUUAUUCGCUGGUUCUCCUCGAGAAGAUUGUUAAACGAUUCACUGAACUAGGCUUUGAGAGUAAAUUUGAGGAUCUAUGGGAAUCGGUGAUCCAGUCCCUUGUUCAUCCGCAUACAUGGUUGCGCAACGUAUCAAGCCGACUUGUUGAUUUAUACUUCUCCACUGUAAAAAGCCGCAGAAAGAAGGGUAGCAGGGAGGCGAAUGAAGAGUUUUUCCUUCUGAAACCAAGCAGACUCUUCCAGCUUGCUGGUUCCCUCUGCUGCCAACUCAAAACACGAUCCAUAGAUGAGGCUGCAGGCGAAAUCAUUAAGAAGAAUCUCAUCUUUGCCAUCAAUGAAAUCCGUGAUUUGGUCUCCAGAAUGGAGGAUCCUCACGCAUUAUUAUUGAAGGAGAAGGGUGGGUUCCUUAAAGGUUUCAAGCUGCUGGAUUAUAAAAAGGGAAGAGGUGCCUUCUUACAUGUCAUAUGUGGUGCUAAUGCUGAAGAUGAUGAAUGUGACGAAGGCGAGGGAGGAGGAGAUGUUCAGCAUCUUCUUGUUUCCAGUUUGCUCAGAAAACUUGGAGAGAUAGCUCUUCAGACUGAGGAUACACAGACCAAAAUAGUUCUUGAUUGCUACAAGAGUUUAUCCCAGCAAACCGAUCUUGGAGACUUACAACACUAUGCUCAUGAUAUGCUGUUGCUUGCAUACAAAGUCUCUGAAGGUUUUGCUGGCAGAGUUAUCUCCGAUGAUGUGAAGCCACUAGCUAAAGAAGUGUACGAAAGCGUCGAGAAGGCAGUAGGCAACGAGAUAUUUGUUCAGAUUAACAGCAAGAUAAGGAAGAGCAUGAAAGCAAAGAGAGACAAGAGGAAGCAAGAAGAGAAGGUGAUGGCUGUGGUGAAUCCAACGAGAAACGCCAAGAGGAAGCUCAAGGUUGCGGCUAAGCAUCGUGCCAACAAGAAGAGGAAGAUGAUGACCAUGAAAAUGGGGAGAUGGAUGCGUUAAUUUAUUAUUUAUUUGAAAGAAACAGAAGAAAAACGGCUGAGUUUGUUUGGCGGGAAUUGACCUAACGGUUUCUUGACCUGAUCCGUCUCUCCUCUGUAUGUCUCCGUUGUAAAUUAUCAAUUUUGGUACCUAAUCUUGUUGUAGGUGGUAAUAUGGUACAUUAUUAAUUAUAGUUGCAAAUGAGCUGACCGUUUAAGUUAAGUGGUUUGUUGAGGUCUCGUUUUGAGAUCAUAAGAAGUCUGAUUACUGUGGUUAGUAAGUCAACUUAAUUGUCAAUUUAAUAACGAAUUCAUCUAUAUCUACCUUGUUGAUAAUUCAUAAGUUAAUUAUAUAUUAUUGAUGUGUAAGACGUUUGAGUUGAUAAACAAAUGCCUCUUUAUAGUCUAAAAAUAAAUUAUUUAGAUGCUACUUUGAAUUAAAUAAAUUAAAAUUAAUAAG
Molecule: messenger RNA, 9350 nt
Organism: Linum trigynum
Lineage: Eukaryota; Viridiplantae; Streptophyta; Magnoliopsida; Malpighiales; Linaceae
Source: the annotation of a GenBank genome assembly